Messenger RNA from Racocetra fulgida, 748 nucleotides. NCBI's taxonomy places the organism in Eukaryota, Fungi, Glomeromycota, Glomeromycetes, Diversisporales, Gigasporaceae. The record is from the annotation of a GenBank genome assembly.
AUGUGGUCAGGAAUUUUAAUAUUUGGAUUACAACUUGAAUCUGUAAUAAGAGCACGUAAUGCAAAAAAUAGAGAGUUAAAAUCUAUUGAAAACUGUGGCAAUUCUACGAUUCUUAAGCGAGCAAAAAAUUUUGGAAAUCAAGCUCUCGAAUUAUUAAAAUCUGCAUCACAAAAUUAUUAUUCAAAAGAGGAUUGUAUUAAAGGUUAUCGGCAAAUAGCUGCAGUUAAUUCUACAAUUCCAUAUAAAGGUGCAAUAUCUAAUGAACGUAUAUUACUAAAUAAACAAAUGGAAGCUAAUAUAAAAAUUACACAAGUAAAACUUAAUUACUUAGAAGUUGAAAAAGUUUCUAUGGAUACAGGUUUUGAAUUUGGACAGGAAAUGAUUGACAUAGCUAGAAUUGGUGCACAACGUAGUAUUAAAGAUCUUCUUAAUUAUAUUAUUUCAUAUUUAGAACAAAAUAAUAUUUUAAAGUGUACUGAUCCGGUUGUUCAUUUGCGGAUUUUGGGUAAUGGUCGAAAUGUUGACCAUAAGAUUAAGCAUACAAUGUUAAUAAUUGCAGAACUUAAGGCUCGUGGAUUAUAUAAUGAUAAAUCUCGAAAAAUUAUCGUUGAUAAGAUAAAAAGAAUUAAUGUAACUUUUCAGUUUUGGGAAAAUCAUGAAUCUUAUAAUUGGAACUAUACUUUGCUCAUGGGCAAAAACAAAUUAAAAGUUUUACAAUCAUUUAAUUUUGGAGUUUUAUUUCGUCCUA